Messenger RNA from Lolium rigidum, 2118 nucleotides. RefSeq lists its product as uncharacterized. Lineage: Eukaryota; Viridiplantae; Streptophyta; Magnoliopsida; Poales; Poaceae. The coding region runs from base 1 to 1464 and encodes 487 amino acids. The transcript is spliced from 10 exons. The record is from RefSeq and is a predicted model, not a curated record.
AUGCCGCCGCCGCUGCUGCAUCGUAUCCUCCUCAGUUUCCUCUUCGUCGCCGUCUUCCUCGCCAGCGCCACCAGCACCCUUUCCAUCUCCUCCGCGCCCGUCGACCUCACAGUCGCUUCGCACCCGCCGGCCUACGUCCACCUCCCGCCGGCGGCGCCCGUCGAUGGUGAAGGGGGCGGCACGGGUGGCCCCUUCUGCACGCGCGUCCACCUCCGUGGCCAUGCCUCCCGCCUCCGUGACCCGUCCCGCUUCUUCCACGCCCUGCGGGUCCGCGCCAACGCCUCCCGCCCCAGCGCCCUCGAGCUCUGCUUCCACCGGAAUGCCACAGUCGCUCCGUGCAAGUGCGCUGCGUCGCAGUGGCACAAGGUGCCCAAGAGCGGGCUAUGGGCGCAGUCCAUCUCGCCGUACGACCACCGGAUCCUCGAUUUCCGGAUGCCCGGCGACCCUUCGAGAUCCGUUGUGGUGUCCACGGAGGAAGAGUUCUUGCUCCAUAGGGUGGUGUUCCUCGUGCUAGGGAUGGUGCUCAUGACGGUGGCCCACACGCUUAGUCAGUCUGUAGUGUUCUACUAUGGUGGAGCCAUGACCAUCGGCAUUUUUCUUGUGGUACUGAUUAUACUCUUUCAGGGGAUGAAACUUUUACCCACUGGUAGAAAGAGUUCACUUGCUAUUUUUGCAUAUUCUUCAGUUGUUGGCGUGACAACAUAUUUUCUGCACUAUUUGUCGGGACUGCUGCGUUCAAUGCUGGUGGAAAUUGGAAUUGCCGAAGACAUGCAUAAUCCUCUAGGUAUAUUUCUUCUCGUAUGCGUCAUCUUAGCUGGAGCCUGGUUUGGUUACUGGGGUGUCCGUAAACUCGUUCUAACGGAAGAAGGAUCUGUUGAUGGUGGCGUGGCUUAUUUUGUCGAGUGGGCUAUCUUGAUUAUUUCUGCUGUCAUGAUUCUCCAGAGUUCGCUGGACUAUCUCCUUGCAUUUGCAGCAUUAGUCUUCUGCAUAAUCAUCAAGACAGUUUCAAGGAUUGAGGGAAUGUCAGGAUUUAUACGCCAUUUAUUAAGUGGACUUUCCAAGGGAAUCACACGUCCCUUCCGCUAUGAAGAUUUGAGUGAAGGGUAUUCCAACACGAACGGGACUCACCAAGAUGGAUUUAGCAAGCUUCAUCAAUACCUGAAACGAACACCAAGACAGAAUUCACCUCUUUCAGGCUCAGGGGAGAGAACAUUGUCACAAGGUGUUGCUAGGGACAGCUACUAUUCUACCUACCACACUACCCCUGAGAGAAGAAAGUUCUCGAAAGAGGAAUAUGAAGCAUUCACCAGAGAAGAGACAAAAAAGGGCAUGACAGAGUUGUUGUCCUCGCCGGCUUUCAACAGGUGGGCACUAGCCAAUGCAGACAGGAUAUCAGUGACUCCACCAGGAACUGGAAUCAAUAAGAGCAGCCAGCAGCGGCAGCGUUUUCUUGGAUUGUUUUAAUAUCUGUAUGAUAUCUCCCUUCGUUGGGGUGAUCUGGUUUCAUUUGCCAAUCAAUGAAUUGAUCAGCCUAUCAGUGCUCCUGAUAUCUUUAGUGCUUGCAGCAACUGGUGUGUUCAGUAAUUCUAUGAAUGACAGCAUAGCAGGUGAAUGAUGCCACGUUUCUUACUGGCAGUAAGUAUGCUGGCUUCUAGUCUUAUUAGGUUAGCCAGAUCUUAGUUCAGAACAUCAGCAUGUUUUGUUAUUUCUGUGUGUUGGUGAAUCUCAAGUUCUUUUGAAAUGGAUCACUGCAUCUGGAUGUCAUCCCACAGAAUGGGGAACAGAUUGAAGACACUAGUAUCAGCCACAGAAAGCAGAGACAUCUGAAGGUGCAAUAUGAUUCAAGGUGUCAUUCAAUCUGCAAGUGUAGUUAAAUUAUGGCUCUGUAGUUAAAUGUCGAAAAGGCAACUACUGUAGUAUUUUCUUCUCCUUUUCUUGGAAAGAGAAACUAAUUCCACUGCUGCAUGUAGAUUAACCAGCAGUUCCUGACUUUUGGUUGCUUAUUAAUUGUGUGAAGAAUGAAGUUUAUGUUAGUACGUAUCCACAAUGGUUGUAUGAACGAUGCUUCUAGAAUGGGAUACACUGGAAAACAGUGUUACUCCGUAUAUGUUUUCGCAA